This is a messenger RNA of Fusarium proliferatum ET1, 3975 nucleotides long. RefSeq lists its product as uncharacterized. The transcript has 6 exons. The coding region runs from base 1 to 3975 and encodes 1324 amino acids. NCBI's taxonomy places the organism in Eukaryota, Fungi, Ascomycota, Sordariomycetes, Hypocreales, Nectriaceae. The record is from RefSeq and is a predicted model, not a curated record.
AUGGCCAGCCAGCAAGAGGCAGAGAGACUUAUACGGGAGUUUACUGGAGAAUACAAGGUAGAAGAGAACGUCUACGAAAGUGGCAGAAAGCUCUUGCGUGAGCUGCUUCUGUACAUCGACGCGAGGUUUUUUAUUAAUGCUAUCGAUCGCAAGGAACAUCCAUACGUCUCUUUCAAGAUACACCCCAGUCACAUUGACGUUGAGUUUAAUGACGAUGGCUUUACAAAAAGCGAUUUGGAACAUUUAUGCAGGCCUUUUACGACAGUAAGGCAAAGCACUAGCAGACCUGGCCUCAAUUCUGUCAUCAAAUCAACAGCUAAGAUUUAUAUCCACUCAGGGAAUUUCUCACUGGACUUGCGUCUCACUACCAGUGAGGGGAAAAUAAGGCCUACUUGGGUAUCACCAUCUGUCCCAUUACCAGAUGAGCGAACGCACAUGGUCAUUUACUUUCACGACUAUGGCACCGAGGAAGAUGUCGCACGACUCAAGCACGUUAUUCUGGCCCAGUUUGAGAACUUAAAAGCUGAAUGUUUACUAUUUAUCAAACAUCUCUGGCGCAUGACUGUUGAGUUCUAUGACAGAGGCGGUGAGCUCCGUCACUCAAAACAAUUCCGGAAACUAUUUUGGGGACCCAACCGUCUAUCACUCAAAAGUGCCAUCAAAGGCCAGGGUGAAGCACGGGAAGAAAGCCAAUGGUAUCACGUAACGAGCCAGCAGACCGGCGGCGGAAGGGAUGUUACGUUGGCAUUCCCUCUGACCGAGAAAGGGAAACCUUCAAUAGGCACUGGAAAGAAAGAUAUCUCCAACGUUUUGGCUUGCGGGAAUUCAGAUUACAGCUUUCUGAUCGACGGUGACUUUGAGGUCACCUGCCAACAACAGAAUUUUGAGUCUUCGUCGCCAAUGAACAACUCAAUUCAUAUUUGGGUCACAGCAGCAUUCUUGCAAGCCAUUUCUGAGUUUCGCAACCUCCCGAAUCUUUGUUAUGAAUGGCCAUUAUUCCUCCCACCAAUCGGUCACGAGAUGCCACUCAGCCGAGAAAUCCGAGAUAUGGUUCAGAGGAACCUCUUGGUGAAGGUCCAUAAUCAACCAGUCUUGCGAUGCAUGAACGAGAUAAGACUCAUACCUGACUACUUCAAAGACGAGAAAGGGCAGCCGUUACUUGCACUUGCUGCAGAAAACUUGCUUUUGUCACCGGCCUAUCCUGAACGCGUCGUGCAGGUCUUCGAAGAGCACGGUGCAAAGAUCAUUGAGGACGAGACUCUUUUGAGGCUUUGGAAGUGUGAUAUGAGAAAUCAGAAACCCAAGAUGCAUCAGAAAGACACUACUGAAGAGUGGCAUGCAAGAAUGGCGCGAUUCCUUCUCCAGUUUUCGAAAACCUCAACCUUUAACGAUUGUAGGGUCAAGUCCGAAGCAGUUGUGCCUCUGAAAAAUGGAGCAUGGGCGUCUAUGCUAUUCGGUCCGAUUUUCUUUCCACACACUGGAGAUAUUUCCAUUCCCGAGUCCGUCGAUUUGAGGAUAGUAGCGCCCUCAGCUACUCGAGAUCCUGAUCGGUAUACUCUAUUCAAAUAUCUUGGGGUUACUGAGCCCUCCCUCGACAUUGCCAGGAAGUCAGUUCUCAAUAGCCUGGUCGCAUCGGAUACUAUCCCUCUCAAACUUGUCAACGACUGUCUGCAAUAUCUCUACCUCACGCAUGAAGCCAGCGGCUGGACGCGGGACCGUUACGAUGAAGUUAUCGUUCUCACAACAGACUCAACCGUUGCGAGGCCACAAUCUAACACUAAGGCAAUUUAUCUACCAGGCAAGGGUCACCUGUUCAGUCCAGAAAACCUUCUGGGGCCUGCAAAGUCAGAAUCUUCUCUUUCUUUCUCUUUCUUACAUCCUGAAAUUCUGAGCUAUGUGCCAACUCAGGGCAACUCUUCACGCAUCAGUUGGAAGAGAUGGCUUUGCGACUACGUCGGUUUGAGGGAAGACAUCUGCCUCAAGUCAGAUGAGACAGGAAAAUUAUCGUCUGAUUUGCUUCAUAUCGUAAGUCAAAAUCCAGAAAAGCUUCUGGACCUUCUUGAAUAUCUUCUGUCUAAAGGUGAAGUGGAGUUAUCAAGCGAGUCUGCUAUCAAGUCCGAGAUUCGACAACUGUCUGCAAGUGAUCUUUGCGAUGUUGAAUUCACGAUUGAGCUACAAGAUACUUGGCUUCCUCUCAAAACUCUCACAGAUAUAGUUGAGUCCUACAUGGAACAACCCGGACAGUUCCCUUUUCUCAGAUACAUUGAAGACGAUAAUGGAGGCAUCAGCACAAAGUGGAAUUUCCUAUCUGAGCAUCGUCUUGUUGGUAAAGAAGACAAUCUCGAUUUUCGUCUCGAGAUCUUGCGCUCAAUCUGUCGCUCAGAUCCUGUGAAGGAUCCUAUUGGUCAACUUCAGAAAGUCCUGGAUUUAUACGUCUCUAUAUAUGGCAAACUCACUGAUUCCGAAGAGAUGACGAGCAGCAAAGAGAGGCUCAAGAACUUUUUCGAUGAAUCCGGCAUCGUCUACUUCAAUGGCGAAGAACUUGAGUGGACGAGUUCUUCGAUUUGUUUGUGGGACGCACCACCAGACAUGGUCACAAGGUACUCGCUCAAGUCCUGUUACGAGUUACAAGGCUCAAUCGUUCAAGUUGGAAGUGCUCUCCAGAACAUUUUUAUCAAAACACUCGGUAUACAGAAUGCUAGUCUUGAGCAUAUGGUGGAGGAGUUGAAUGAGCUACGCAUUAGCAAUGAUGAGGAUCCUACGAGAAUUCUCCGGAUCUAUGAAUUCUUGAACACGAAUAUUCCCUCGUCUCAAGACAUAAGGACUUUAUUUGAGAGCUCACCGCUUAUCUUCAUCCCCGACGGCCCAUACACAGGAUGGCACACAUCAACUGAAGUCCUAUGGUCUAGCAACACGGACCUAUGCGGCAUGGGAACCCUCGACAAUACAUAUGAAUCAAUUCGUAAUUUCUUCGUCGAUAAGCUUGGAAUUAAGUCUUUAUCACUACGAAUACUUUACGACCGCCUGAUCAAUUCUCCCAAAUGCAAGCCACAGCAGAUGAAAGAGGCCAUUUUCAUCUUGAAUGACUUUCUACGAAGCGAACCAGUGUUCCUGGAUCCGCAACCUGUUAGAAAUGCUGAAAUAUUUCCUGUCAGAGAUCCUGAUGGAAGAGUCUCCCUCAGAUCUCUAGAAAAGGAUUUUGCCAUUCGAGAUAAUGACAUUUUAUGGACCAUUUUCGAGAGGCAUAUCAGUCUUCUUGACUUCAACCUUCGGGAGUUCUAUCGUCUAAAGCCUUUCUUUGGAUGGCUAAAACUUGAGAGUCGCUAUUUGUCUAAAUGUGUCCGUGAGGACGCGACGGUCUUUGCUACAGAGAAAGGUCUCUUCGAAGCACCUGCAGUUCCAAUUCCUUAUAAGAAGCGAAACUUGAAAGCCAUGGCCCGCUAUAUCACUCGGGUUGCGGCGAAUUUCGAUAGCCCGUACUGUCGCUCUGGGAUCAAAGCCUUUCACAAGCAUCUAUGCGAGAUUGAAUGUGUACAAGUAUGGAGGAUAAAUACCUUCUUCAUUCUACAACAGAAUGGCGAGACCUUUAUAUCGGAGAGUCAGAUAUCUAAGGCACAUAUUGCAGAACCUGAUGGGAGACUCAGGAUCUAUGUUCCCAUGGAUCCCGCAUCACAGGAUGUCUGCUUCCGCUCAGUAUUGCCCAGAAAGUUCGCAACAUGGAUCAUGCAGGAUCCCGAAAGUAGCGACCGACCUCACGUUGACAUUGAGAUGGUUAAUGCACUGACUGCCAUCUUGGCCAGCGAGGCGACAUCUCUCGACGAGAUCCUUGAUGAACUAGGUAUUGCCAGAAUUUCGUAUGAUGGCCUCAGCGACGAUGGAGAUGAAGCCACGAGACAGAGGAUAUCAUUCAAAAAUGUCGUUGAACGGCCCCGAAAGGCAGACUCGCCGUCGUUUGGUGUCCCCGUCAGCAACUGA